This is a messenger RNA of Tachysurus vachellii, 6745 nucleotides long. RefSeq names its product insulin receptor substrate 2-B (gene irs4b). The record is from RefSeq and is a predicted model, not a curated record. Bases 402 to 3935 code for a protein of 1177 amino acids. The transcript has 2 exons. Gene Ontology annotation, biological process: insulin receptor signaling pathway. Gene Ontology annotation, molecular function: phosphatidylinositol 3-kinase binding; insulin receptor binding. Lineage: Eukaryota; Metazoa; Chordata; Actinopteri; Siluriformes; Bagridae. Gene Ontology annotation, cellular component: cytosol; plasma membrane.
CCAGCAACUCGACCAAUUAUAUCACGGCAUUCGCAGCUUGCUCCCGCCUUAGCCUGAUGACGCAGCGGUCACGUGUUGUUUGUGUCGCGGUCCGUAGAGAUGUGUGUACAUAGGGAGUGAGAAGGCAGAUUGGCAGCGCCGCUAGGAUCUACCGAUAAUAGAAACGGGUAAUGUGGUCAUGUUGCAGAGGCUUGGCUUGGUUUCUCUGACGCGGCUCACAGGAGCGCAUCAUCAUCAUCAUCAUCAUCAUCAUCAUCAUCGGGGUUAAUAAAUUGCGCCGCUGCCGGAGAACACGACCCCCUCCAUCCCUCCCUCCCUCCCUCUCUCCCCAAACAAGAAUGGGGUCUCAUCGCGCAGCACUGACGCGAAGAUAAACUUGUCCUAACGUUUACUUACUCUAAAUGGCACAUCUUGUGAAUUAUCCAGAGGGCAACGCCACCAUGCUGAUCCUGGAAGCGCAGCAGCGGAGUGUCGGAGCUAAAGCUGCUACAAACGGCGGUCCCUCCGGCGGGGAUCCCCCUUCUGCCCCGCCGUACCAUCAUCAACACCACCAGCAGCAGCAGCAGCAGCAGCAGGCGGCGGCGGCGCCGAACACUCAGCAUCAACCGCAGGACCACCACAAUCACCACCAUCACCACCACCACAAACAGCAGCAUUUUGAUCACGAAAACUAUCAACAGUCUCCGGCGCGUAAAAGUCUCCUGUCUUCUCUGAAAGCAGCACAUGAGGAUUGUGCUGCUCCGAGCCACACACAGACGACCUCAUCUGUAAACACCGGCGCCGCGGCUACAGACGGACUGGACGACAUCAGGAAGUGCGGCUACCUGAGAAAGCAGAAACACGGACAUAAGAGGUUUUUCGUCUUACGCUCGGCGAGCCGUUCAGGGCCGAGUCGAUUAGAGUACUAUGAUAGUGAGAAGAAGUUCCGGAGUUGCCUUCGCUCUGUCGCCGCUUCCGCCGCCUCCGCCGCCUCCUCUACCGGAGCUACUGCUGCUGCAGCGAGCGCGUCUCCUCCCAAACGCGUGAUUUAUCUCUAUCAGUGUUUCACUGUAAACAAAAGGGCGGAUUCAAAGAACAAACACCUCAUAGCUCUCUAUACUAAGGACGAAUACUUUGCGAUUGUUGCCGAAAAUGAGCAAGAGCAAGAGGACUGGUACUUGGCGCUUAGCGACCUGAUGUGUGAAGGUAAAAAAGGCCACUCGGAGGCUGACGAGCUCGACGACGGCUACGGUACAGUAACGCCAGGCACCGUCUUCAAAGAAGUCUGGCAGGUAAACGUUAAACCUAAGGGGCUAGGGCAAACUAAGAAUCUCACGGGUGUGUAUAGACUUUGUCUCUCCUCUAAAACUAUCCACUUAGUCAAAUUGAACUCUGAGACCCCAUGCGUAAACCUGCAGCUUAUGAACAUAAGGCGCUGUGGCCACUCAGAGAGUUUCUUCUUUAUAGAGGUUGGACGCUCCUCUUCUAUUGGUCCUGGUGAGUUAUGGAUGCAGGUUGAUGAUUCUGUGGUGGCUCAGAGCAUGCACGAGACCAUUUUAGAUACAAUGAAGGCUCUAAAGGCCUACGCCGAGUUUAGGCCCAGGAGUAAAAGUCAGUCAUCGGGCUCUAACCCAAUGGCUUUCAUGACCACACGGCGCCACCUCGGAAACCUCCCACCCAGUCAGACAGGACUGCAAAGGCGCUCUAGGGCUGAGUCUGUGGUUGGCACGCCACCUAGCAGUAAAAGCAGUGGUGCGAGUGGAUACAGGUUUCGCACCUCCAGUGAAGGCGAGGGCACCAUGAACCGCCCGUUUCGGUCAGUUACGGGCAGCCUGAUCCAUCUCAAUACAGCUCGUGCUAAUUUAGGUAGACAGGAGAGCUGUGGUGGAACGGGAAGCCGAUAUGUACGAGCACCACCGAGUGCAACCUGUCAUGCUCGUUCUGCUUCACUUCCGGUGUCUCACUUCCCCUCCACCACUAGUCCUGUCAGUAUGUCCAGUAGCAGUGGCCAUGGCUCUGUCACCGAUACCAACACACGGCCUUCCAGCGCUUCCAUCUGCGGUUCGCCCAGUGACGGAGGCUUUAACUCGUCUGAUGAAUAUGGCUCCAGCCCUGGAGACUUCCGCUACUUCAGAGUACGAAGCAACACACCUGACUCAUUGAGCAACACGCCACCCAUACGGGAGGAGCACUGCCUCAGUGACUACAUGGCCAUGGGCUGGAGCCGAGACAUGUUUAGUGGGAGUGCUGUGGAUGCUUCCCGUGAUGAAACUGCAGAUGAAGAUUCACGAUUGUUUAGGAGGCGCACUCCUUCCUUUUCCAGACAGGUUGGAGCAAGCAGUGCCGGUGGAGUAGCUGUUUACCAGAAGAUGACUCAGACCAACUUCUCGCUGGACGAGGCUGUAGCUGAGGGAAGCUUUCUGGGCAGCAAUGGUCAGCUUGCCAGCAUCUCUUCAUCACUUCGUUCUGAUUACAGCUCCAGCUCUGAACACAGCCAGGACCACCCCCCUGCGUUACGGGCUGCUGACUCUUUUAAAGAUGAUGGAUACAUGCCCAUGAUGGCUGGUGUGGUGCCCUCUGCUCGAGAUACAGAUUACAUGCCUAUGCAACCCAGUCCUCUAGUCUGUGCCUCCCCACAAAUCCAGAACAUGUCCUCACCUCCCUCUCAACCCAUUGACUCACAAGGCUACAUGAUGAUGCUCCCAGGUGUUAAUGAGCCUCCCAUGCCUGCCAGCCCUCACAUUAGCGGCAGGGGCCUAAGACAAAGAGCUAAUGAGCAUCCUGAAAAUGGAGAAUACAUGGAUAUGACUCCGAGCAGGCCCAUGACAGGCAGAAGAAAAAUUUCUAAUGAGAAUUACUACACACUUAACGCACCUGAGAAACCCAAUUCAUACAGCUCAUAUUUCUCCCUACCACGUUCAUAUAAAACCCCAGCAAAACAUCGUCAUGAGCAUGAUGAAUACGUUCCCAUGAGUUCACCUGCAAAACCUGUCUACAUCUCGCCAAGUACCACACCUGAGCACAAUGGCUGUAACGAUAUGAAUAGCCAAUCACGUCCAAACCGCCUUUCCCUAAGCCGACGCAGUUUCCAUGGGUCUUUACAAGCCAGUGAGAUGGUGGAAUGUCCCUCCAGUCCUGGAGAGUACAUUAACAUUGAGUUUGGUGACCAGGCCACAAACUCCCUUACUGCAGAGGACACUCUCACCAGCCAAAGCACCCACCGGCAGGACCGGCACUCUCCCCUUCCCCAGGACUACAUGAGUGUGGAGGUAGAUGGGCGUCCACCCAAAAGCCAGUCUUCACGUUCAUCACUGGUGGCCCCUUGGAACCCCCCUACUUACAUUCGUACCAGUGGUGGAAUUGCUUUGGGACAGCCAGAUGACUACACAGAGAUGAGCUGUGGUUGGCGUGAGGAGUGUAAAAGCCCCACGACUAUGCUGCAACACCUUAGUGUUUGUGAGCAGAGGUAUCCAAGCUCUAGCACACCUGUUGAGCCAAAGGUUAUCCGUGCAGACCCCCAGGGCAGACGGAGACACUGCUCUGAGACUUUCACAUCUACGGAAGUGACUGGAGCGAAUGGCAUGGACAAUGGCACCUCGGUGACUAGCACAGUUCCUCAGGUGGCAGAUAACAAGUGCCAGAGCUCAUCGUCCUUCGACAGCACAUGGAUGUGUGUGGAGAACAAAGUAGCAGGUGACAAAGAGGACGCACCGUGCCUGGCUUCAGACCUUGCUGAAGCAAGUGGUUCUUCUGUGAGAACUAGAAGGACUGUAUCUGUGGAACACCAAAAUGGCCUCAAUUACAUUGCCCUGGAUCUGAGAGAGGACCAAGGCACAGAGAGUGCCAGUGCUGAACCCCAGAUGCCAGCUUCUGGUGUGCUUCUUCCAGAAAAUGGGGAAUACGCCAGCAUAGAUUUUGCAAAAUCUGAGCGGAUAACUGCAUCUUCUAAAGAGUAAAGAUGAGCGUUGUGGCUUUCCUGGAGAGUGGAGGACCCGAGUCACCUCCUGCCCGUCACACACCGUGCAGCAACGAGCCCAGGGACCUCCACUUUGUUUCCUCGUCACGUCCUUGCUUUAAAUUUCGCCUCUCCUUUGAGAGCGCAUUAUCUUCUGGGUUUGGUGUUGUUUGAAGUCGCCGCUUUAAUAUUUUGAUCGUUAUUUUAACGUUUUACUUUGUAAUUGUGCAUAAAAAAAGGUUUUGCUCACUGACAUGCAGAGAUCCCGAUAUUUGUCAGCAGUCUCAUCUACACAGGUACAGAGUUUAAUGAUGAAAGAUCUCUGAUUAAAAUGCAGUUAUUGUAACUUAGGUUUCAGGUGCAUUUUUUUUUUUUUUUCUUUUCUUUUUGUUGUUGUUGUUGUUGUUGCUGGGCAGGACACAUUGUAUGCACAGAUUUUUCAGGGGUUGAGAGACAAGUUUACAAGUGUUAUUCCCCACAGCUUGUGUGUGUUUUGUUUGAAAAGAAGUCACACACACAAACACACAGACAAUCUGUGCUAUCCCAUAAUCCCGGUGGCUGUCACACACUCCGUGACGCGCUGUUGAGCUGUGUGGUCCCUAUUCAGGGCCCCAGCUGUGAUGUGACGUAGAUUUUUCGUGUGUUACAGAGACCAACUGUACUCUCGCACUCCUCCACUCCCCCUUUUCUCUCUUCCUUGGUAGGGAGCACACUGCCUCUUCUUCUCACUACCAAAUAUGCAGGAUUGACAGAAGGGGAGGAGCUGGCGGAGGAAAAGAGGAAGCAUCUAUUCUGGGACUAAACAAAAUGCCAGAUGAGAUGUGCUACACUCUCAGUGCGCUCGCAGGGCCAGCGUAGGGUCACAGAUAGCGUUACUAUAACUGACACGACUGAAAGCAGCUCGUGAGGCUUCCAUGUUCAAGGAAGCUCCCCACAGAGGCUCACGCUAGUUCUGAUACGAACAACAACUAGGCAGCGUCACGUUAAAAUGAAAACGUCUCAGCGUCUCAUUAGUAAGCAAAGUUCUGAGUUCUACAAUGUUAUGAAUACAACAAUAACACACUAAGACUGAUUAGAAACAUUAAGCCUUCUGACAGAAGAGCAAGGGUUUCUUGGUUUUUGUUUGGUUUUGAUCUUUCUUGCCAGCCGUUUUUCCUUUUUGUCUUCUCAGUAUUGUACACGUGCUUUGAGUGAGUGCCCCAGUGAAACAUCAUGGCACAGCAUUAAAGCUCAAUCUUUGCCUUACUGUUGUAAUUUAUUGUAGGCUUUUUUUUAAUGAAAGAAAACUAUAGAGAGCAGGAUGGAGGAGUAUAUGGUACUUUAUCUCCAGUUUGAGAAACUAGUUUUUUGGAUUUUUUUUGGUACAGAAAUCUCUCUUUGGUCCCUCUCCUUAUUUCAGUAAUGUGAUAUAACUAACCACACGUGCAACCUCUUCAUUUGAUGCUUGUACUGAAAAUUAAAAGGACAAAAAGAUAUUUUCAUGGUUGUGAAAUUGUUGGUACUAAAAUGUGAAUGUAAUGUCUUUAAACUCAAGUCCUUCAAUAUUUCAGUCCCUUCUGGUUAAGGGAGCUCUCUCUCUCUCUCUCUCUCUCUCUCUCUCUCUCUCUCUUUCUCGCUCUCUUGCGCUCUCUCUUUCUCUUUCUCUUUCUCUUUCGCUCUCUCUUUCUCUUUCUCUCUCUCUCUCUCUCUCUCUCUCUCUCUCUCUCUCUCUCUCUCUCUCUCUCUCUCUCUCUCUUGCGCUCUCUCUUUCUCUCUCUCUCUCUCUCUCUCUUUCUCUCUCUCUCUCUCUCUCUCUCUCCCUCUCUCACUUGCUCUCUCUUACAAAAAGCACAGGCCACAGCGACAGACUGUCAUUCAAUGAAAACAGGGCAUGUUUAAACUAGCUCUUAAUUUUUGUACAAUUAAAAAGAAGUGCAACACAAAUGCUGUGGCAUGAACCUUGCUUUCAGUUUCUUUGGUCCUGUUUUUAGGUACAGUUUGACACUAAUCUGUGUUACAGAGACUUUCAUGACUGAAAGCUCCUUUGGCACUAUUUUUAAAAACCUGCCUCAAAACAUUACAUUUUAAAAGAUCCAACAAAAGCUGCUGUUUGUUUGUUUGUGUUUUGACUGAAUAUUUUUUUGAGAAAUUCCAAUUCAAAAAGCAAGUCUUUUUUAAAUGACGUGUGACAAUAUACACAAAUGCACAGUGAUACAGAAUUAUUAUGCAAGUUAAGUUUAGUUUUCUUUUAUUUAGUGUAAAGAUUUGAUCUCUAUAAAAUUGGAUAUUUUUCUGAAUCUCAGAGUUUGGGGAAGUCGUGUUUUUCCCCAGAGUGGUGAGGCAUUUUGGUGAGGCAGUUUUGUAAAAUGUAUUUUGUUACAGUUGUAUUUUUAUUUUGCUGCUGUGUUUAAAAUAAUAAAGAAAAGGAAAAAAAAGAUGAAAGAAUUUGGUCAAUCGUGAUCUUAGUGAUUACUGUGAUGAUGAGCUGUCAUGGGAUCUGCUUUUGUUUAAUGAAAUUUGAAUGCUUUUGCUGGCAGAGUUGCGUUCAGAUACAGAGAUUUAAACCUGCUUUCAUUUUACUCCUUAUUUUUUUUUUGCUCAUCGAGUCUGAAAGGGAAAAACAAGAGGAGAAAAAAAUAUAUUAACAACCAUUCAUGGCUGCGUCCACUGUACAUACUGUUGUUUCAUUACAUGUUGACUUUUUUUCCCCAUCUUUUUCCUGUGGCUGGAAAAAGGAGAGUGGUCGCAGAUUUUGGAGCGUUACAUAGUGUUUAUAUUUAUCAGAUCUUUUGCUUUGAAUAGAGCUAUUGCAAUAAAAAUGUGGCAAUGUAA